Puccinia graminis f. sp. tritici CRL 75-36-700-3 is the source of this 1878-nucleotide messenger RNA. RefSeq lists its product as uncharacterized. The coding region runs from base 1 to 1878 and encodes 625 amino acids. The record is from RefSeq and is a predicted model, not a curated record. NCBI's taxonomy places the organism in Eukaryota, Fungi, Basidiomycota, Pucciniomycetes, Pucciniales, Pucciniaceae. Gene Ontology annotation, biological process: double-strand break repair via homologous recombination. The transcript has 4 exons. Gene Ontology annotation, molecular function: 3'-5' DNA helicase activity; nucleic acid binding; ATP binding. Gene Ontology annotation, cellular component: chromosome; cytoplasm.
AUGUCUGAUACAGACCUUGCGGAGCAUAUUAAGGAAACGGCUGCAAAAUUCUAUCCCGAGCCAUUGAAGCCAGUCCAAACCGAAACAGUGAUCAGCUUGGUCCGUCGCAAACACACUUUCACACUUGCUGGGACCGGUUUUGGCAAGACAAGGAUUGGCGAAGUGUACUACCGACUUUUUCCUGCGUACAAGAAACCCAUCAUUGUGGUGUUGAAUCCUUUGGAUUCUCUUGGAGAUAAUCAAGUUCUUGAGAAAAAAAAUGCCAAGAUAAAUGCAGUGAAUCUGACCAAGAUGAACUUGACACCGGAGAUCGAGAAAAAGAUCAUUCGAGGGGACUAUGGCUUUAUUUAUCUGAGCCCCGAGGUUCUUUUAAACAAUCCAAUGUUCCGGAGAAUAUUUUUCCAUCGUCAAUUCCAAUCCAAAUUAAUCUUAACAGUCGUGGACGAAGCACACAUGAUCUACGUGUGGGGGUUGGUUGCAAGUGGCCUUGGUAAAAAGAUCAGUUCGCACUUCAAACUCCAAGACCGAGGAAUAUUUAGACCUUCUUAUGGUGACUUGGGCACUAGACUCCUUGCAACUCAUGGUGUUCCGAUCCUUCUACUAUCAGCAACCUGCAGACCUAUUGCAAUUGAGAAGAUCCUGAACAGCUUGAAGAUCUUACCCGAAAACAUGAAAUUAGUGAAUGGUGAACUCACCCGUCCUGAGAUUCGCCUCAUCCGUGUGCCAAUGAAAUCAUCUCUUGGAUCGUGCAACGACCUCAAACGGCUCUUUUCAACCCAAACAUCAAUUCCCAACAACAAGAUCCCCCCUACACUAAUCUAUGCUCCAACUCGCAAUCUCACCUGGCAGGUCCUCCGCGUGAUCCACGAGGCUCGUGCGAUUCAAGGUGGUCACCUUGAUGCUGGAAGUACUUUUGCACGUCGCUACCAUUCCUGUACUGGGAAACUGGACAAAAUCGAUAUAAUCAGUGGAUUUGAAGAUGAAGCAUUUCCAGUCAUUUCGUGCACCAUGGCCCUUGGAUUGGGUCAGAACUGGAAGAGGGUGAAUUGUGUAGUCCAUGUCGGACGAGGUGACCCUUCAUCAAUCUGCCAGAUGAUUGGGAGGUGUGGUCGUGGGGAAAAUAAUCCGGGUCUAGGAAUAAUGUUUGUCGAGUCCAAUCGGAGGACAGGAAAAAAUAAAAUCAACGAUUUCGACAAGCCAUUUCAGCAAUCUGAUGAUGAUCGGAUGGAUGCAUUUGCUAUCACCCCAGUCUGCCUUAGAAUAGCCAUGUCACUAGAUAAUCUUGCCCAGGAGUUGGUCAAUGCCUUCAAACAUCUCACAACGGACAACUUCAAGGAGAAUAUCACCUCUAGGGAUAUAUCGAUUGACGUUCCAGUGCCCCCAAAGGUUCCAAAAGUUGCAACCACUCGAUCGGUUGUUAAGGCAGACACUGGAAAGGAACCGUUAGAUGGCGAACUUGAAGAAUUUUCCAAGUUCUUAGCUGCAAAGUUUGCCGAUUUCCACUACACUCAAAUCGGCGCAGAACAUUCGGAAUUUGAGCCUGAGGAUCACUUUGGGAUUUUUGAGGCGAGAAGGGUUGUUGUAGCUUUCCGUGGAGGUGCUUCAAAUGAAGAGAUAGAGGAUUUUGCUGGUGGCAAAGCUCACAAAGGUCAAAUGGAACAUUUGCUCAAUCAGAUCAACAACUACAUUGGAAAAGUCUCUUAUCUUGACUACUUGGAGCAGUUAGAAGUACAAAAACACAAGAAUGACAAAGCGAAAACAAAGGAGGUUGCAGCAAGAAAACAAGCCACUCUUGAAAGGCGACACCAGAAAGCAGAAGAAACAAAACGGAGGAAUCUAGAACAAGCAGCAGCAAACAAACGCCAAAAAAGUAGAUAA